Juglans regia (Persian walnut) is the source of this 808-nucleotide messenger RNA. Its product is annotated as ankyrin-1-like. The coding region runs from base 41 to 766 and encodes 241 amino acids. Gene Ontology annotation, molecular function: protein binding. The transcript is spliced from 3 exons. The record is from RefSeq and is a predicted model, not a curated record. Lineage: Eukaryota; Viridiplantae; Streptophyta; Magnoliopsida; Fagales; Juglandaceae.
UUACUUACUCGAUCAGAACAUACAAACGCGCCUCACUGCAAUGGAUCCUAUUAUCUAUAAAGCAGCGGCACAAGGCAACCUGGAGGCCUUUGAACAAUACGAUCAUAUCUCCCAUCCACUUGAUGGAUUUUUGACAGUUAAUCAAAAUACAAUCCUACAUAUUUGCAUUUCAAGUAUUCUCGUUAAAGAAAAGUAUCUCGCUACUGGAGGAACUAACCAAGCCUCAGCGGCAAAAUUUGUGAAAGAUGUACUAGGCAAGUGUCCGUCACUUUUAUUGAAAGCCAAUGCGGAAGGUGAUACUCCGUUACAUGUGGCGGCAAGGUAUGGGCAUGCUUCCAUAGUCGAAGUCCUGAUUGAACAUAAAAAAUCCCAACAUCAAGAUCUCGAAAGUGGAGUACGCGUUGAAGCUACUACGGAGAUGAUUGCGAAGCUGAACAAUAAGAGAGACACGACCUUACAUGAGGCUGUACGUCACAAUCACAUUGUAGUGGUAAAACAGUUACUAAGGGAGGUAGGUCGAGAAUUUUCGUUUGGUGCUAAUGGUGCUGGUGAGACCCCACUUUACUUGGCUGCCGAGAGACACUUUCCAGAUUUGGUAUCUGAAAUUUUGAGCACAUUCCAAUCACCAGCUUAUGAUGGCCCCUUGGGUAGAACGGCUUUGCAUGCUGCAACAAUACAUGGCUAUGACAAAGAAAAUUAUUACAUUAAUUUAGCACGGGUAGCAUUGAGCCAACAAAACUAUUGCUGGAAUUUGAUAGGGAGGUAGCAUAUAUGAAAGAUGGAGAGGGUAGGAUAGCUCUUCACAUUG